Messenger RNA from Penicillium paradoxum, 1653 nucleotides. RefSeq names its product Major facilitator superfamily domain general substrate transporter. The coding region runs from base 1 to 1653 and encodes 550 amino acids. Gene Ontology annotation, cellular component: fungal-type vacuole; plasma membrane. Gene Ontology annotation, molecular function: tripeptide transmembrane transporter activity; dipeptide transmembrane transporter activity. Lineage: Eukaryota; Fungi; Ascomycota; Eurotiomycetes; Eurotiales; Aspergillaceae. The record is from RefSeq and is a predicted model, not a curated record. The transcript is spliced from 8 exons. Gene Ontology annotation, biological process: oligopeptide transport; transmembrane transport.
AUGGAUUCAGUCUUAGCCGAUGAUCGGGGACGAUUUUCAGAGGAUCUGAAGAAGCCGGACCAAGCCCCUGUUGACCCCUUUGCUGGUCUUCGACGUGUUCCUGACAAGUUCCCAUCUGUCAUCCUACUGAUUCUUGUUGUUGAGCUUGGCGAACGAUUCACUUACUUCGGCCUUAGCGGUCCUUUGCAGAAUUACAUCAAUAACCCAUACAAUCCUGGGUCAGAUCUUCCCGGCGCAUUAGGAAAAGGUCAAUCAGUUGCCUCUGCCCUCGGAAACUUCUUCAAAUUUUGGGCCUAUGCCUCCACAGUCAUUGGUGCCAUAGUUGCAGAUCAAUAUGUCGGAAAGUUCAAGGCUAUCUCUAUCGCGCUAUGUAUUUAUAUCAUCGGAUUGACCCUCCUGGUUGGCACGUCUACGCCAGCCGGCCUGAAUGCAGAUGCUGGUUUCGGUGGCUUGAUUGCUUCCAUGGCCAUCGUUGGCUUGGGAACAGGUGGAAUCAAGGCAAACGUAACACCCAUGUGUGCCGAACAGUACCAAAACGCAGAGCCAGUCUUGAAGACCCUCAAGUCUGGCGAACGUGUGGUUGUUGACCCUGAAUUGACUAUCCAGACCCUCUUCAUGUGGUUCUAUUGGGUUAUCAAUGUGGGUGCCCUCUCACCUUUGAUCACAGUCAAUGUUGAGGCCCACCAUUCUUUCUGGCUUGCAUAUUUGAUCCCAUUGAUCGCGAUCAUUCUUUCGGCUAUGGUCUUCCUGUAUGGUCAAAAGCGAUACGUCAAGAUUCCUCCACAGGGAUCCGCCAUUCUUGAUGCAUGCAAAGUCUUGAACAUUGUGCGACAAGAAAAGCAUUUCAACAGCGCAAAGCCCUCGGCUCUAGAGGCAUCCGGUCGACUGAGUAACUACGCAUUUGCUUCUGCGCCGCAAUACACGGACCAGUACGUCGAAGAUGUCCGUCGAGGGUUUAGAAGCUGUAGGAUGUUUGUGUUUUUCCCAUUCUACUUUGUCUGCUGGGUUCAGAUUUGGAACAAUCUUAUCUCACAAGCGGGACAAAUGGCAUUGCAUGGAACGCCCAACGAUCUCCUGCAAAACUUGGAUCCGAUUGCUCUGUGUGUCUUUAUUCCACUGCUUGACUUGGGAAUUUACCCCCUCCUUCGCAAGUACAAUAUCGACUUUAGCCCUGUCCGUCGGAUCUUCGCUGGGUUCGUGCUUGUCGCACUCUCUAUGGCUUACUGCAGCGUGCUACAGCACUACAUCUACAACUCCCCGGAGAGAAGCAUCCACGUGUGGAUUCAAGGUCCUGCGUAUGUCCUUGUCGCUUUCUCCGAGGCCUUUAUCAUCAUCACUGGGUUGGAACUCGCAUUCACACAUGCCCCAAAAAAUUUGAGAUCUGUUAUCUCUGCACUUUUCUGGGUCAUGAUCGGCAUCGCCGCUGCAAUUUGUAUUGGUCUGAGCCCGGUAUCACAAGACCCCUACCUUGUCUGGAUGUAUGCAUCGCUGGCAAUUGUGGCAACUGUGGCCGGAUGUGUGUUCUACUUUUGCUUUAGGAAGAGUGAAAAGGCUGAUUCGAUUGAUAUGGGACUCGUUGAAGGAAUCCCAGUUGAAGGAAACGGUCAACAAGCCAUGGGAAUUGUUGAUCAUAGCAAGUCUAAUGAAGUUUAG